AUGUUUCGCAAAAUCGUUUCCAUAGGGUUAAUCUCAAGGGUCCCUCAAGUGACUCGCCGUAAUAUUGAAAUUACAAAACGUUAUGCUUCAACAUCUAGUCGGAGAAUUAGUGAAAGUGACAGAGAUUUCGCAGCCGCAUCGUUAGGUGUAAUAACAAUUUUAGGGUCAAUUAUAUUUGUUUCACCAUGGGAAUUAAAAUCCUUCUUACCAAGCUUUGGUAGAAAGGAACGAAAUACCGCUGAACCUAACAGGGAACCCGGAUCUGAAGAGACUCCUAAGGAGCAGUCUGAAAAGCCCGAGGGAGAAGAACAACCCAAGGAAGAAGAAGAACAGCCUAAGCAGGAGCAACAAUCUGAAGAAUCACCAUCAACUACCCAGGAAUCUUCUAAUAAACCAGAAAGCGAAAACAACGGCAAUUGA
Messenger RNA from Zygosaccharomyces rouxii, 420 nucleotides. RefSeq lists its product as uncharacterized. The transcript has a single exon. The record is from RefSeq and is a predicted model, not a curated record. The coding region runs from base 1 to 420 and encodes 139 amino acids. NCBI's taxonomy places the organism in Eukaryota, Fungi, Ascomycota, Saccharomycetes, Saccharomycetales, Saccharomycetaceae.